AUGAUGCGGCUGCUGCUGCUGCUGCUGCUGCCGCCGCUGCUUCACGUCUGGGCGACCACGCCGGAGCCCUGCGAGGUGGACGACGACGAUUUCCGCUGCGCCUGCAACUUCACGGACCCGGAGCCCGAGUGGUCCAGCGCCUACCAGUGUGUGAGCGCCGUGGAGGUGGAGAUCCGCGGCGGCGGCCGCAGCCUGAAGAACUUCGUCAAGUUCGCCGACACCGACCCGAAGCAGUACGCGGACGUGGUCAGGGCUCUGCGUCUGCGGCGGCUCACGGUGGGCGAUGCCCAGGUGCCCGCUCUGCUUCUCUUCGCCCUCCUGCGUGGGCUCGGCUCCUCCCGCCUCAACCAUCUGGCCCUCGAGGACUUGGAAGUGAUCGGCCCGACGCCGCCGCCGCCUCCGGAGGCCACCGGCCCUGCGCUCUCCACCCUCCGUCUCCGGAACGUGUCCUGGGCGGCGGGGGGCGCCUGGCUGGCCGAGCUGCAGCUGUGGCUCAAGCCGGGCCUCAAAGCGCUGACCAUUGCGCGGGCACACUCGCUCGCCUUUCCCUGCGCCGACCUCCGCGCCUUCCCCUCCCUCACCACCCUGGACCUGUCUGACAAUCCCGAGCUGGACGAGCGCGGGCUGGCCGCGGCGCUCUGUCGGGACAAGUUCCCGGCCCUCCGGGAGCUCGCGCUCCGCAGCACCGGGGUGCAGACCCCCGGCGGCGUGUGCGCGGCGCUGGCGGCGGCGGCGGUGCGGCCGCAGCACCUGGACCUCAGCCACAACGCGCUGCGCGCCACCGCCGCGCCCGGCGCGCCCCCGUGCGUCUGGCCCAGCGCGCUGAGCUCUCUUAACCUGUCCUCCGGGGGCCUGGAGCAGGUGCCCGCAGGACUGCCGGCCGAGCUCGGCGCGCUGGACCUCAGCAACAACCAGCUGAACCGAGAGCCGCGGCCGGAUGAGCUGCCCAAGGUGAGGGAACUGGCACUGGCCGGGAAUCCCUUUCAGGACCCGAGGAACUCUGGUGUGGUCACAGCCUGUGAGCGUCUGAUUCAGACCCUGUGGGUGUCAGGAACUCUGGUGCUGCUGCAAGGGGCCAGGUCCUUGGCCUAA
This is a messenger RNA of Pipistrellus nathusii (Nathusius's pipistrelle), 1092 nucleotides long. The record is from the annotation of a GenBank genome assembly. Lineage: Eukaryota; Metazoa; Chordata; Mammalia; Chiroptera; Vespertilionidae.